Melanaphis sacchari is the source of this 1197-nucleotide messenger RNA. RefSeq lists its product as uncharacterized. The record is from RefSeq and is a predicted model, not a curated record. The transcript has a single exon. The coding region runs from base 123 to 1148 and encodes 341 amino acids. NCBI's taxonomy places the organism in Eukaryota, Metazoa, Arthropoda, Insecta, Hemiptera, Aphididae.
UCACUUAAAACGUCUCAUAAUAUUCGACAACACAGUGACCGAGAACGUUUGUUGAUAGCUCACCACAAAAACACGUUGAUAUUCUAAAAAUUGUUAACUGAGUAGACAACGUUACGACGACGAUGGCGAUGCUGGGUCACAUUAGUAGUCACGUCUCUUCUGACUCAUCGCUGCUACUAAUGUCGCUGCUGCUGCUGCUACCUCUAACGUAUGGCGAGAACAUCAGUGUGCUCGACAUGGAAGAACAAAAUAACCAGCUUACGGACGAACUUCCGGUAACGUACCGACAAAAUGUAGAGUUGUUGGAUACCGUGCUGGCUCUUGACAAAAAUUGGUCACCUAUCUGGAGCGAAAAGCUCAAGCCAAACGUAGUAACGCAAGCCAAUCUGGUCAAACAGUUCUGCCCACCACUGUCAGAUUUUGGAGAUACGGUAAAUACGCUCCAUGUCAUCAAGUCGGUAAAGGAACACUGCUCGUAUUCGGGCAUGUACGUGUCAUUUGCCGUUAAGUUGCUAAGUCAUUCGGUUCAAUGUAUGUUCAACAGACAUACCAUAGCGCAAUUGACCGCAAUAUCACGCAUAAACAAUGAUUCGCCGAUAAACGAGUUUGACAAGCACCUAGAACACCUGGUGAGCGACUAUCAUUUGAUCGCUGACCGGCUGGCGCUCGUCGGUGUGGAUCUCACCAACCUGAUUAAGUUGGCCAAGUUCUAUGAUAGCACCAGAAAACAGUUGGUUCAGUACGUCAAACCGAAAACUGUAAUCGGCAAAGAGAACAAAUCAACGUUCAUAAAACGCAUUUCCAGGGACGUCACCAGUAUGAUUGACCUACUGGAAACCGAAUUAGAGACAUAUUGCGCUGUGUCAUCAACCAAUUGGUACGACUUGGAAAAUCAAAAGUCCAUGAGUCUCAACGUGGAAACUACCGAUGGCGACGAGGGCAAUCCAUCGUCGUCCACUCAACCAGAUGGCGAUAUUCCAAAAGACAAAAUAGUUAAGAAAGCCAACCAGUUGCGAUUGAUAUUGCGCAAUGUAUUCGACAACCUACUCCUCGAGAAAAUGCCAUUGGAAGUUUGGAGUCUGAUAUUCGAAAACAACAUACUCAUAAAACCGAUUCCACCGAAAGAAAAAAGUUUUAAAUUAUUUUAAUAAAAUAUUUAAAAUCUUUUAACAAUAUUUUUAAAGGAUUAUAAUUAUU